GUUGUCUCCAAGGUGUUUACAGAAUUUUUAGUUGGUACAUUUCGAAGUGAACUUUAAAAACCAACUUUCCCUCUUUUCCUGUUAAUCGGCAAACUACUUUAUUAGUUAUUAAAGUAGUUUCGUCUAAACUAUGGCUUCGCAUACACUAAAGUGUAAUCCAGAUUCAAAAGUUCAUGAACAAAGUAAUCGUCCAAAGUUUAUGCAUCAGCACACCUUGAAAUUUUCUAAGCACUAUCCUAUAAUGGAUGAUCCUAUUGAAGAGUGUAAACAGCGUUUAGUUGAAGCGACAGCAGAAUUAAAAGAAAAGAGAAAAGUAUUCGCUGAGAAAAUGGCGAAAUCCCGAGAACAACGUGUUCUAUUACAGCAUGAUGUAAAUGCUUUAGAAGAACGGAAAUUGAAGUGUCAAAGUUUUAUUAGAGAUAAUGAUGCGAAGCGUUGGAGAGCUCUGCAGAAAUUCUGCACAGAUAAUCAUUUGUGUACAGUUAAAAAGAAAGAACGACAGAAUUUAAUUAGUGAAUUAAGAAAAGCCAAAGAACUUUAUGCGUCCUUGCUAGCUAAAGUCGCUAAUUUGAAGAAAUAUGAAACGUACUUACAAACAGUAGUUGAUUCGUUACCUAAAGAUUACAUCAAGCUAGCCGAUGAUGCCAUAAUUGGUCUGAUUAUGAGAUAUAAUUCACUACACAGUACAAAUGAAAGAUUAAAAAGAGAAAUGGAGACUAAAGCUGAAGAAUUGAGACAAGCACAAAAUGACUUGAGAAAAUUAAAAGAAUCACAUCGUUUCUUGUUAUUUAACAAAAACUCUGAAUUAUCUGCGUUGUACAGUGAACGUGAAUGUCUUGACAGUAAUUUUCAAGCGACUAAUUCAACUUUUGUACAAAGUCAUGAUGAUUUAGUGAAUCAGCUCUCUUUUUUUAUGACAGUAAUAAGAGCUAUCAAUAAUUUGACGGGAAAAUUAUUGCGAACAUACGAUAUCACUUUAUGUGGACAAACAUUGUUAAGCAAAAUACAAAAAAUGACAGUUUUGUCCAGAUGUCAUUUUAUUGAGGAUCGUAUCUCAACUAUUCGUACAAUAUUAGCACAAAUAGUAACGGAUACCGGACAGUUACCAGUGUGUAAAUGCUGUCGGCCACAGUUGACAAAUCAACAAAUAGCUGGAGUGAUUGCUACGUCACCAAGUGAAUUAGCUUUCUUAAUCAAAUUGACAACUUUACCAAGUGAGCGUCAUUCCGUUGUUUCUUUAUCUGCACUUAUUCCUCCACUUCCAAAUACUUCUGCUAAUUAACAAUAUAUUUCAUUUAUUCAGUUUCCGAGACCAAACAAAUCAACUUAAUAAACACUUGUUAUGAAGAGAACUUGAAUUCACCUCAUUCUGUGUAGAUACAGAUAAAAAUAUACACAAAAUGUGUAUUUUGAAUGUGUCUACUAAUAAAUUAAAAAUUAAUCUAAUCACACGAUAAUUAAUUAUUUAUAUUUAUUUAUUUAUUUAUUGAUGUUAACUAGUGAAUUCAUGUUGAUUAAAAACGAGUAGAACUGUAGCCUACUAAAGUGAAUGUAAAACUUAGUCGCCAAGUCCAAAUAGUAUCUCAGCAAGUUGAUUGUCUGAAAGUGUCUUAUCCCAG
This is a messenger RNA of Trichobilharzia regenti, 1619 nucleotides long. Lineage: Eukaryota; Metazoa; Platyhelminthes; Trematoda; Strigeidida; Schistosomatidae. The record is from the annotation of a GenBank genome assembly.